AUGAGGCAUAUUGGUUUAACUUUGGUGACCCUAAAACUGGACAAUGUCAGCUUGUCUUCAUGGCCGGAGUGGCUUCAGUAUUUCCCCCAUCUUCAGACAUUAGAGAUGACCUGCCAGUUCCCGUCAAUCCCCGACAAUGCUUUUGAUGGGCAGGAAAAUAUUUUGAUGACUCUAACAUUAAUUAAUGGCAUUCUGACAGAAACAUCGCUUUCUUUAUCUAACCUUUCCUCUCUGUCCACAUUGGUAUUAGAUAAUAAUAAUAUUUCUAGAAUAAACAGCCUUCCUAACUUUGGUAUUCUAUCAUCUAUAAGUAUUAACUACAACCGUUUAUCUAACGCCACACAUUUAAGCGAUAUACUUAGAUCCGUAUCAAAUUCCCUCACCAUUCUUCAGGCUGAAGAAAACAAACUCAGCAGUUUUCCAGACUUGUCUUUCAUGACGAAAUUACUCGAAAUCUACCUUUCCAACAAUCUUAUCUCAGACACGAGUUCAGGGUUCAUCUCGCCUUCAGUCACAUAUCUUGAAGCAGAGAACAACAAUAUCCGAUCGCUUGUGGGUUUUCUAUCAAAAGCAGAAGAUCUACAAUAUUUAAAAUUAAAGGGAAACAGAAUAAUAAGUGUCUCUAGAGAAAAUAUACCGUUGAAAGUUUCUGAAUUAGAUUUAUCAAAAAAUUUAAUUGCCAAACUAACUGACACCAGUUUCCCAGAAAAUAACUCACUAAAUCUACUUUUCUUGAACUACAACCCGAUAUCCACAAUCUCACCAUCAGCCUUUGCCAGUCUAACCAAGUUGGAUUCGAUUUCUCUGAGAGGCACAAAGCUGGCUCGACUACCCCUAGCAUUAGGUUCUUUAACGAAUUUAGUAUCACUAGAUUUGAGUGAGAGUUCUUACUUGGUCUGUUCAUGUCAGGAGAAAGCGUUGAGGUCUUGGUAUUUGAGCAGGCCUCUUGCAUGUUUCGGAGAAUGCGGUCCAUUAACCAUCGCUUACUUCCUGAAUAUGUUUAGUGAAGGUUGCUGGUAA
Candidula unifasciata is the source of this 1020-nucleotide messenger RNA. Lineage: Eukaryota; Metazoa; Mollusca; Gastropoda; Stylommatophora; Geomitridae. The record is from the annotation of a GenBank genome assembly.